This is a messenger RNA of Acanthosepion pharaonis, 531 nucleotides long. The record is from the annotation of a GenBank genome assembly. Lineage: Eukaryota; Metazoa; Mollusca; Cephalopoda; Sepiida; Sepiidae.
AUGAAUUUCGCUUCUUUUUUUUCUGUUAUAUCUGUUCAGCAACGGGUGGAUAUGCCGCUAAACAAAACCUACCAACAAGAAAUUGUCUGUGAAAUUAGAAUUCAAACUCCUGACUUCACGGCUGUUCAAACGCAUCUAUUUAUCUAUCUAUCUAUCUAUCUCAGUCUGUUCAUAUCUAUCCAGCUAUCUAUCCAUCUAUCUACGUCUGUUCGCUUACCUCUUUUAUCUAUCUAUUUAUCUAUCUAUCUAUGUAGUUAUCUAUACGUUUUCACAUCUAUGGAUAUAUCUACGUCUGUUCGCAUCCAUUUAUCUAUAUAUCUAUCUAUAUAUUUAUCUAUAUAUCUUUAUCUCUCAGAUUCUCCCACUAUCUCUCUCUCUCUCUCUCCAUCUAUCUAUCAACAACUGUUGGCAUGCAUCUAUCUAUCUAUCAAUCUAUAUAUUUCAGUCUGUUCAUAUCUAUCUAUCUAUCUAUCUAUCUAUCUAUCUCACUUUGUUCACUUACCUUUAUCUAUCUUGUUUUCAUAUCUAUGA